Molecule: messenger RNA, 2380 nt
Organism: Pseudomassariella vexata
Lineage: Eukaryota; Fungi; Ascomycota; Sordariomycetes; Amphisphaeriales; Pseudomassariaceae
Exons: 4
Coding region: 388-2127 (579 amino acids)
Source: RefSeq, a predicted model, not a curated record
CGACUUCGUUCUAUCACUUCUUGGUUUUCGGUGGGGUGUCUUCCUUUGCAACGUUCUUUUAAUUUUUUGCAUGUCCGCAUCGUUGCAGUCCUUGCAUUCCUUCUCAUACUAAUUGGAGCUUGGGUGCUGGUCUUCGGGCAGGGUUUUUGCAAUUGUUCGUUCAGGUCGUUCGUUCAUUCAUUCAUUCAUUCAUUCGUUUACUGUAUUAUCAUACAUCUACAUUCAUUUAGUUUUCAUUCGGUCGGCCAUUCGACUACCUGAUCCAUCCGUUCGCUUCGAGACUCUAACGAAGUGACGACCCGGUCACCACGACAGUGGGAGAAGGACGUGGGAGAGAGUGUGUGAAAGUUGACGACACACGGGCUUGUCCCUCGCCUUGGACAUCAAAUGGACACCGAUGCCGAGUCCCGAAGAGCUCAAGUCAUCGUCUGUGCCAUCGCUGCACCCGCCGUUUCUUUCCUUCUGGUGGCGCUUCGCUUUCUUACCCGCGGCUAUGUCCAGGGACAGGUUCACGUGGAGGACUGGUGCAUAUUGGUGUCUCUGCUAUUCUCCAUAGGCGCCACAGUUGGUGUGUUUGAACAGGUCAAAUAUGGGGUCGGAUUUCAUCGGGAUACUUUGACUGGCUCCCAAGUGUCAGGCUUCAUUAUGUCGUUGUGGUACGACAUUCUAUUUUACAGUCUUUCACUCUUCUUCGCCAAGGUGUCGAUCCUCCUGCUGUACCGACGGUUCCUGACGUUCAAAACGAUCGCCUUCCUUAUCAAAAUUGCCCUGGGUCUCGUCACCAUUCUUUACCUCUAUAUCCUUGUCACGUUAUUCAUUGCUUGUAUCCCCUUGACGUCCCUGUGGACUUGGGCUGUUGAUGGGGAGUUUGCUGGAAAAUGUCUCCCCGCUACGGUAUACUGGGGCAAUGCAGCGAUCGGCAACUCUACCGACGUCUUGAUCGUCUGCCUGCCCAUGGCAGUUGUGUUCAAGCUUCAACUUCCAUUUCGCCGGAAACUGGCGUUGACACUGACCUUUUCGUUGGUAAUUAGCAUCCUCGUGAUCUCGGCUUUCCGCUUGGUUUACAUGAAAUAUGUGCUUAAAUAUGUGGAUUUUACUGCCAACACGACGAUAAUCAUCUUGUCCUUGGUGGAGAUCAACAUCGCUAUCGUCUGCGCUUGCUUGCCAACACUGAAGCCUCUCUUUGUUUACCUCUUCUCGAACCGGUCGCCCAACCCGAACCCCGACUCGUCCCCCAAGAAGUCCAGCGAUGUCGAGGCUGGAAACGCCCAGUCUUUCAACGAGGCCAGAAACGGGCCCAUAAACAAGAACUUAACUCUGGACACCGACAUCCGUAGGGAGUCCGCCGUGUCCUCACACCCAUCUGAGGCAGAAACCAUCAAUAACUUCGGUGGCAGCAUCGAGGUCAUGUAUAUUCAAGAGAUGGCCUAUCCCCAGGGGGUCAAACCAUACUCCCCAACUGCAUCCCAUUUCACUGUGGACCGAAUGCGCGACUCAGCCAUCCUCCCGACGCCAAGCUCGAUACGAUUCGGCCACUUGACUAAUACCAGCAGUCCACGAGCAUUCAAAAACAGCGACUCGAUGGCCACCUCGCCCGACUACCGUCUGGACCCCUACCACAAAACAAAUCUACCCUUCAGCCAAGCCCGAUCCGGAACCCAAGCUGCGGUGCAGACUAGCAGCGAGCGCUCCUGGAUCAACGUGCGCCCCGACAGCACCACGUCAUACAAGUGCAACUCGCCGCAAGAGGCCUUCUUCACCCUUGCCGACCUGGCCGAUCUGACCACCGAGAGCGCCCAACCCAGCCCCGAAGCCCCGACCUUUUUCAAAGGCGAGUCCCGCCCUUCGUCGCCGUAUACAUUCCGUCAACGCCGCGCUUCGUCCAUCGCUGAGACGGGGUCCAUUACGGAGGAAUACUACCGCGACUCGGAGUUUAAACUCUCGCCCACGGUGUAUUCCCCGCCCGGUUAUACGUCGCAUCAGCAACGGGACUCGGGGGUGACGGAUGAGACGGAUUCCAUUCUGGCGAGGCACUAUAGGGACUCGGCGCUGCCGCCGCCGUUGCAGAUCGCGAGGACGCUGUCGGCGUUGACGGGGAGCGGGGAGGAGUCGGGGAGAAUACGUUGAGAAUAUGCGCCACUGAGAUUCUCAGGGGGGUACUAAUCUAUAAUGGAGUAUAUCUAAUGUGUUAUAAUUUAUUACUAUUCUACUUCUGCCAAAAAGGGGCAGGCGAGCAGGAGAGCGAGUGGGCCACUUGUGGCCGAUAGGAAGACUGACUGGAUUUUGGUGAGCGAGUACGUAUGAUACCCACGAGCUAGCGAUGGAAGGAAGGAGGCAAAACUGUGUGCAACCCGGGGAGUUUGGGCGUAAUAAAAUGGAG